ACAGGGUUUUGCUAUGUUGCCCAGGCUGGACUUGAACUCUUGGCCUCAGACAAUCUUCCUGCCUCGGCCUCCCAUAGUGCUAGGAUUACAGAAGCAACAGCUCAUUUUGUUAUUUAUUUUUUGAGAUGGGGUCUUGCUCUGCCACCCAGGCUGAAGUGCAAUGGCACGACUUUAGGUCACUGCAACCUCCAAAUCCUGGGCUCAAACGAUCCUCCCAACUCAGCCUCCUAAGUAGCUGGGACUACAGUCAUGUGCUACCAUGCCUGGCUAGUUUGUAUUCUUUUUUUUUAAUUGUAUUUGUUGAUCAUUCUUAGGUGUUUCUCGGAGAGGGGGAUGUGGCAGGGUCAUAGGAUAAUAGUGGAGAGAAGGUCAGCAGAUAAACACGUGAACAAAGGUCUCUGGUUUUCCUAGGCAGAGGUCCCUGCGGCCUUCCGCAGUGUUUGUGUCCCUGGGUACUUGAGAUUAGGGAGUGGUGAUGACUCUUAACGAGCAUGCUGCCUUCAAGCAUCUGUUUAACAAAGCAUAUCUUGCACCGCUCUUAAUCCAUUUAACCCUGAGUUGACACAGCACAGGGGUUGGGGGUAAGGUUAUAGAUUAACAGCAUCCCAAGGCAGAAGAAUUUCUUCUUAGUACAGAACAAAAUGGAGUCUCCUAUGUCUACUUCUUAAUACACAGACACAGUAACAAUCUGAUCUCUCUUUCUUUUCCCAUUUCCCCCUUUUCUUUUCGACAAAACUGCCAUCGUCAUCAUGGCCCGUUCUCGAUGGUCGCUGUCUCUUCGGAGCUGUUGGGUACACCUCCCAGACGGGGUGGCCGGGCAGAGGCGCUCCUCACUUCCCCGACGGGGCCGCCCGGGCAGAGGCGCUCCUCGCUUCCCAGACGGGGCCGCCCGGGCAGAGGCGCUCCUCAGUUCCUCCCAGACCGGGUGGCAGCCAGGCAGAGGCGCUCCUCACCUCCCAGACGGGGCGGCCGGGCAGAGGCGCUCCUCACCUCCCAGACGGGGCGGCCGGGCAGAGGCGCUCCCCACCUCCCAGACGGGGCGGCCGGGCAGAGGCACUCCUCACUUUCCAGACAGGGCGGCCGGGCAGAGGCGCUCCUCACCUCCCAGACAGGGCGACCGGGCAGAGGCGCUCCCCACUUCCCAGACGGGGCGGCUGCUGGGCAGAGGCGCUCCUCACUUCCCAGACGGGGCGGCCGGGCAGAGACGCUCCCCACUUCCCAGACGGGGCGGCUGCUGGGCAGAGGCGCUCCUCACUUCCCAGACCGGGCGGCCGGGCAGAGACGCUCCUCACCUCCCAGACCGGGUGGCGGCCGGGCAGAGGCGCUCCUCACAGCCCAGACGAUGGGCGGCCGGGCAGAGACGCUCCUCACCUCCUAGACCGGGUGGCGGCAGGGCAGAGGCGCUCCUCACUUCGCAGAUGGGGUGGCCAGGCAGAGGGGCUCCUCACAUCCCAGACGAUGGGCGGCCAGGCAGAGACGCUCCUCACCUCCCAGACGGGGUGGCGACCGGGCAGAGGCUGUAAUCUUAGCACUUUGGGAGGCCAAGGCAGGCGGCCGGGAGGUGGAGGUUGUAGCGAUCCGAGAUCACGCCAGUGCACUCCAGCCUGCAAUCCCAGGCACUCGGCGGGCUGAGGCAGGAGAAUCACGGGAGCCCGAGGCAGAGAGGUUGCAGCGAGCGGAGAUCAAGGCAGUACAGUCCAGCCUUGGCAACAGAGGGAGAAGAAAAGAAAAGAAAAGAAAGAAAGAAAGAAGGAAAGAAAGAAAGAAGGAAGGAAAGAAGGGAGGGAGGGAAGGAAGGAAGGAAGCCUUUUAUACUAUUUUUUAUAAUAAACUGGCAAUAGUAAGUAAAGUGUUUUCCUGAAAAACAAACUGGAAACAACUGUUUAGCAACAAGAAACUGCCUGACCAGGUAGAAGGACAUGGUAGUUCUGUAUGUAUUGAUAUGGAAUAUAGUCAGAGAUAAAUUGUUUAGGAAAGUGAAAAGCAAGUUGCAAAAGAACCCACAGUAUGAUGUCAUUUAUGUUGUUAAAAACGCCACAAUGAUGUGUGUGUGCACACUGAAUAAAAGAAAAUUCUGGAAAGAAGCUAACGGCCAGCAGUGUCACAAAGGGGAUAGGUAGUUUAUUUAUGUGUGUGUGCAAAGUUUCGUAUUGUAAGAAUUUGCUACAGCCUGUGUUAUUAGCUUUAUAAUGAAAUAGAAACUGAAAAAGUUUAAUUAUUCUCAAUUCAGUUUAGGUUCUGUCUGUGGAAAACUUUCCUGGAUUCCCCAGCCCCCACUCCCCGCCCCAUCUUACCACCCCCUCUGCCAUCUCUGAGUCUCAAUUUUCUUUUCUGUAAGGAUUUUCAUCAUUUAACCUUAUUUCUUCUGAAUGCACUAAAUGGUAGUUAUCCUAGCACUUACGAGGAUGUCGGAAACAUGGUUCAUUGUCUGACCCUUCCGACUCUGACUAGUUUGAGUACAUUUUGGGGGGAAUGUAGGAGUCAGGGGAAGAGGAGUUCCAAAAAGAGACUACUAGAGGGUGCAGCUGUCCAGGAAGAGACUCCUGGAGAGAGCAAAGAGCGUCCGACGUUUUUCUCGAGAGGCGCCGAAGUUUUCCGGAAAGAGACGACCAACUGAGAAGUGGGCCCCCCCCAAAGCCGGCUGCGAAAGCCACCGAAGAUUUCCGGAGAGCCAACGAGUCGGCAAGAGCCACUUACCGAGAGUUGCCGAACGUGUACGGAGAUAGCCGAAUAGGUGGAAGGCGGGGCCACAAGAGCGCUUCCCGCAGGGAACCUAAGGCUUCAGAGAGCCGAAAGGUUGGGAGGCGUAACCACUUACAGGCCGGAAGUGUCCGGGGUGGACGCAUUCGGGUAGCCGAAGAAGGCCCAGGAUUUCCGAAGCGAGCCGAAGCAUCGCGACAGUUUUCAGCGAUAGCUGAUCGGUCGGAGCUGUUGCGCGGAACACAGUCAUGGCGGCGGCCAGAGCUAGUACGUUGGACGAUGGCGAGGAGCCCUCGCCGGAGGCUGAGGCUCUGGCCGCGGCCCGGGAGCGGAGCAGCCGCUUCUUGAGCGGCCUGGAGCUGGUGAAGCAGGGUGCCGAGGCGCGCGUGUUCCGUGGCCGCUUCCAGGGCCGCGCGGCGGUGAUCAAGCACCGCUUCCCCAAGGGCUACCGGCACCCGGCGCUGGAGGCGCGGCUUGGCCGGCGGCGGACGGUGCAGGAGGCCCGGGCGCUUCUCCGCUGCCGCCGCGCUGGAAUAUCUGCCCCAGUUGUCUUUUUUGUGGACUAUGCUUCCAACUGCUUAUAUAUGGAAGAAAUUGAAGGCUCAGUGACUGUUCGAGAUUAUAUUCAGUCCACUAUGGAGACUGAAAAAACUCCCCAAGGUCUCUCCAACUUAGCCAAGACAAUGGGGCAGGUUUUGGCUCGAAUGCACGAUGAAGACCUCAUUCAUGGUGAUCUCACCACCUCCAACAUGCUCCUGAAACCCCCCCUGGAACAGCUGAACAUUGUGCUCAUAGACUUUGGGCUGAGUUUCGUUUCAGCACUUCCAGAGGAUAAGGGAGUAGACCUCUAUGUCCUGGAGAAGGCCUUCCUCAGUACCCAUCCCAACACUGAAACUAUGUUUGAAGCCUUUCUGAAGAGCUACUCCACCUCCUCCAAAAAGGCCAGGCCAGUGCUAAAAAAAUUAGAUGAAGUGCGCCUGAGAGGAAGAAAGAGGUCCAUGGUUGGGUAGAAGAAUGUGUAUGACAACCACACACAGUGAAGCUCUUUUUUCAAAGUAAAUUUGAAGAAAUGCUACAAGUAUGAGAUGAGAUCUAAGUAAAGGUGUUAAGAUAUUUUUAAGUGGCAUGUGAUCGUGCCUGUGGUGUCAUUAUCAUCUGCACUUCACUCAAGAGCUUACUAUGUGUCUUAAGUUGUGUUCUAGGCAGAAUUGGGUAUUUAAAGUAAAUCGAGCACCGGCUUCUCCCAGAUUGUGACAUGUAUAUCUCAGAUACAUGGGUGUGGCAUCGAACCACAUAAUGAGAACAUUAUUCUCUUUUUAGUCCUUGUGAGACAAGGAUGAAGUCUCAGUUGCUGAUACUCACUGAGCUUACUGGCCCUCUAACCCAGUGUUUUUUUGUUGUUGUUGUUGUGUACAUGAUAUAUUAAUUUUGAAACCAGUUUAAUGGGAUACAACCAGCAUUUUUAAAAAUGAAAUAGAAUUACAGCAUAGAAAAUAUCAGUGUAUUGUUUUAUGAAACUUUCACAUGUAUAUAUAGACCAAGAAUAUGUACUGAGUUUUGAUGUCAAAUAUAUGUCUCUUUCAGGGUCAUGAUCAAAAAAUGAAAAAUCUGCUUAACUCCAAUUUCUCUUUUAAAAAAGCAGACUUACAGCUUUCAGGCAACUGAAAUUCAAGUUAACAUUGUUUUUAUUUUUAUUGCUUUAUAUUUUUGUGGUUACCUUCUAAGACAAGGGAUUGAUACAAAGUUCCUUUUAAGUUUAUACCGGUAAACAAACUGAGUUGAUUUCUAUCACAGGCAGUAAGUAGGUAGAGCAAAAAUGGUGAAGUGACUUGUGAAGACUGAAAUUUGAUGAAGUCUGGUUUAAGGCACAGGUAAACUGAGUGUGGAUGCAAAAGUACCAGGAGCUAGCUUUUAACCUUGCCCAGCCUCAAUUUCUUUUCUUAGAAGAAGCUAUGUGUGGGUGGGAAGGGAAGAGAGGGAUAAUAAAAUACCCUUCUUCCUUGUAAACUCCAAUCAACAAACAUAUUUUGAGUGCCUUUUAUGUUCCUUGGCACCCUGUUGGGUAUUGGGUACAAUGGUGAGCCAGACAGACACAGUGCCUGUCCUUUUGUAAGAAUAUUUAUUUUUAUAAAAAAGUAUAAAUUAUACAGUGGGAUGUUUUGAUAUACAUUAUGAAAUGAUUGCUACAGCCGAGCUAAUCAACACCCAUCACCUCACAUAGUUACUGUCUUGUUUCUUAAUAUGGACAUUUACAGCUAUGAAUUUCCCUCUGCACACUGCUUUCAUCACACACUCUCAGUAUUGGUAUUUUGUGUUUUUGUUUACAUUCAUCUCAAAGUAUUUUCUAAUUUCCCUUGUGAUUUCUUCUUUGACCCCUUGAUUGUUUAGAAAUCUGUUAAUUUCCACACGUUUGUAAAUGUUCCAAUUUUUCUUUUGUUAUUCCUAGCUUCAUUCCAUUGUGUUCAGAGGUGAUACAGUCAGUGCCUGUUCUUAUGAAGCAAACAUUCUAUAAUAGUAGGACCAGUACCUUGUCUGUUUCAUUCACCACAGUCAGCAUGCCCCAAGUGCCCAGCAUGGGGUGGAUGGCCAGGAAUGAGUGAAAACUUCUCUUCCUGGGUAGUUGUGACUAGUAGAGAGGAAAAAUAAUAUAAUUGUCUGCUUACUGCAUGUCAGGCAUUGGGCUAGGAAUUUUUAUAUUGGAUCUAAAAUAACUCUUAAGUUACGCAUUAUCCCCAUUUUAUAGAUGGAGAAACUGGCCCCAAAAGGUGGGAACUUGUCCAAGACGUCACAGGUAGCAAGAGGUACUUUUACCUGGCUCCAAAUCUGUGUUCUUUCCACUGACAAAUGAGAUAUGGGAUAUGGUGCAUCUUUGCAGCACUAUAAUAAGUAUUGGCGUAUAACAUUAUUUUCAAGGAACUCCAAGGGCCACAGGAGCUGACAGGUUUUUCAGUUAAUAUUCCCAGCAUGAAUGAGAUGCCUCAUUCCUCAGUUUCCUCACAUGUACUAUAAGGCUAGUACCUACUUUGUUGAGGUAUGGUUGGCUUGUGUGCAUUGUCAACAAAUCCCUAGUUGAUAGGGUUUGGCUGUGUCCGCACCCAAAUCUCAUCUUGAAUUGUUCCCGUAAUCCCCACGUGACAUGGGAGGGACCCAGUGGGAGGUAAUUUAAUCCUGGGGGCGGCUACCUCUGUGCUGUUCUUGUGAUAGUGAGUGAGUUCUCACGAGAUCUGAUGGUUUUAUAAGGGGCUUUUCCCUCUUUUGUUCGGCACUUCCUGCUGCCACGUGAAGAAGGAUGUGUUUGUUUCCCCAUCUGCCAUGAUUGUAAGUUUUCUGAGGCAUCCCCAGCCAUGCUGAACUGUGAGUUAUUAAACUUUUCCUUUAUAAAUUA
Molecule: messenger RNA, 6085 nt
Organism: Pongo pygmaeus (Bornean orangutan)
Lineage: Eukaryota; Metazoa; Chordata; Mammalia; Primates; Hominidae
Gene: TP53RK
Product: TP53 regulating kinase
Exons: 2
Coding region: 2949-3710 (253 amino acids)
Biological process (GO): protein phosphorylation
Cellular component (GO): nucleus; cytosol; EKC/KEOPS complex
Molecular function (GO): protein serine/threonine kinase activity; ATP binding
Source: RefSeq, a predicted model, not a curated record